Arxiozyma heterogenica is the source of this 3315-nucleotide messenger RNA. It is a transcript of the gene AZF1, whose product is annotated as Azf1p. The record is from RefSeq and is a predicted model, not a curated record. Lineage: Eukaryota; Fungi; Ascomycota; Saccharomycetes; Saccharomycetales; Saccharomycetaceae. Gene Ontology annotation, biological process: regulation of transcription by RNA polymerase II. The transcript has a single exon. The coding region runs from base 1 to 3315 and encodes 1104 amino acids. Gene Ontology annotation, cellular component: transcription regulator complex; chromatin; PcG protein complex. Gene Ontology annotation, molecular function: DNA-binding transcription factor activity, RNA polymerase II-specific; RNA polymerase II cis-regulatory region sequence-specific DNA binding.
AUGUUCAGUACCAACAAUAAUAAUAUUACGCCCACUACUGCUCCCACUAUUUUGUCCUAUAAUAUUGAUAAUACUGUGCCAGCACAGAAUGAACCACAGUAUGCACGCUAUAGUGUGUCUCACACAGAUAUACUUCCCCCGGAUCCUCAACUGAAUCAAUUUAUAAGAGGCUUUUCGAUAUUUAACAAUAAUAUGAUCUUUAGUACUAAUAAUAAUAAGAAUGGUGCUGGUAAUGUUAAAAACGCAUAUAAUAAUUCUACCUCUAAUUAUAAUAACAUACAAUCGUAUCAAAAUCAACAGAUUUUACCUGCUCUCAACCAAGAUAUCCCAGUAUUCAAUACAAAAUAUAGAUUAUCUUCUAUUCCAUCCAGCAUAGCCACCAUAAAUAACAAUAAUAAUAAAAACGAUAAUAUUAAUUUAAAUGAUGUAUAUUUAAAUAAUAAUACUAUCAAUCAAAAUAACAUUGUUUUUAAUUCUAGCAUUUUCAAUUCAAAUCAAUCGGCAGACACUAAUAAUAAUAAUAACACCAACACUGGAAAUAAUACUGAUAAUACUAUAAAUAUAAGUAAUGGUGGAGAAUUAUUUAAUGCGAAUUUAAAUACUAUUUUAGACACUUCUUUAAAUGCUAGUUCAAAUCUAAAUUUCAUUAAACCCAAAAGAAAAUCUUCUAUACUUUUUAUGGAUCCAAAUGAUUUAAAAUCCUUUGAUUGGACCUAUCCAACAACAAACAAUACUAAUGGUAAUAAUAACUUUAAUCCGUUAUCAUUUAAUAAUUAUGAUUUUCUCAAUAAUGAGAAAACAUCUUCUAUGAUACUAAAAGAUUUGGAUUCCAAUAAAUUGUUUGCUGAUUCUAACUCUAGUUCAAAUACAAUCACCAGUACAUCCACUAAUAUAACUGCAAAUACAGAUGAUAUUGGUCCUUUAUCCACUCAACCUAAAGAUUUUAUUAAAUUGAAUCCAUAUGGAUCAUUUUCCAAUUACAACAAUAAUAUCACUAACAAUAAUAACAUAAUUAUAGAAAAAUCAAGAUCAAAUUCAUAUAGUAAAAGAAAUUCUUCUUUAAAUAAUUUAUUGUUUGGUGAUAAAAUGACUAUUCCAGUUAUUAAUACAGAAUCAAUAGAUAAUUAUUUAGAAGGAAAUAAUAGUGACAAAACUACAUCUCCUACUACUAAUAUCACUACUGAUAAUCUAAAUAUUCUAUCACCUGCCAGUAUUUCUCCCUUAUUAAAUGAACAAAAUACAUUGGAGCAAACGAAUAGUAAGAAAAAAAGGGCUAUUAAGAAAAACAAGCCUGCAAGCAUUGAGAAAUCCACAUUAAUAAAAGAGGAACAAUCCAAUGCAAACACAUCAUUCUAUGAUAAAUCUGAGACACCGCUGGGUGAAACAAGAAUUGAUCAAUUAAUGUUAAUGCUUCAAGCCAGACAAAAAGGUAUCACAGAUGAAAUUAAAACCGACAAGGAAGGUGAAUUAUUAUUAGAUGAAAAUCCAAAUAUUGUUCCAGAUAAAAAAAUCUUAGCUGGAGGUAUCACCAAACGUAAAGAUAGAGAUAUUUCGACUCUCUCACCUAUUCAGAAGGACAUAAUUCUUUCAAGACCAAUAUCAGGAAACCAAAGCGAUUCUGAAUCGAUAUUAAAAGGAUUAUUAAAAUCUGAUUCUGAAUUAGAUAGUGCCAAAAUUAAUCUUGCAGAAAGUAUUGAUCAAGAUAAGCUUAAUCCAAAUACUCCUUUAUCACCAAACACAAGUAAUGAAAACAACUUGAAUAUUACUGGAUUGAAUAAUUUCUUUAAUAUUGAAGAGUUAUCUUCAGAAGAGAAACAGCUGAUUAAUAGAAAUGUAUGUCCGUAUUGUCAACAUGUUUUUAAACAGUCGACACAUCUUCAAGUCCAUUUAAGAUCUCAUUUAGGUUAUAAACCGUUUAAAUGUAGAUUCUGUGAGAAACGAUUUACUCAAGGUGGAAAUUUGAGAACGCAUGAAAAAUUACAUACUGGGUUACGACCAUAUGAAUGUCAUAUAUGUAAGAGAAAAUUUUCUAGGAAAGGGAAUCUUAAAGCGCAUAUGUUUACACAUAAUGAUACAAAACCCUUUAUUUGUAAGUUAGAGAACUGUAACAAAACUUUUACACAAUUAGGGAACAUGAAGGCACACCAAAAUAGGUUCCAUAAAGAUACAGUACUACACCUGACAAAUAUUUUGGCUAAAUGGAAUCCACAGACUGAUGAUAUGCCCGAGCAUGAUAGGCAAUUACUAGAAUACUUUGCAUCAUUAUAUAAAAAUUCAAAUAAAGGUAUUAAAGGACGUGGUAAAGGUAAUGCAAACAUUAAAUUAAUUCCCGGUUUAGACCAAGAUCAUAGUUUGCUUUCUACAAACAGUGAAGUGGAAAAUGACCUCGAAUUCAAUAAUAAUAAUAAUAAUAAUAAUAAUAAUAAUAAUAAUAAUAAUAAUAAUAAUAAUAAUAAUAAUAAUAAUAAUAAUAAUAAUAAUAAUAAUAAUAAUAAUAAUAAUAAUAAUAAUAAUAAUAAUAAUAAUAAUAAUAAUAAUAAUAAUAAUAAUAAUAAUAAUAAUAAUAAUAAUAAUAAUAAUAAUAAUAAUAAUAAUAAUAAUAAUAAUAAUAACGGUUCAAAUUCUAGUAUUACAGCAGAUUCUACAAAUUUUAAUGUUAAUAACCACGUAAGCCCCUUACAGUCAAUGACUACAAAUCUUAACUUCAAUAAUUUUGAAGGUAGUCAUAUGCCAAUUUCAUAUAAAAAUGAUACCUCUAAUUAUACUACAACACCAAAGAAUAACAAUUUAUCUAAUACUAACAAAGGGAUUCCUGUUGACACAAAUCCUAAGUCUGACUCAACUUCCACUUUCUUACCAAUGAUGGUUUCUAAAUUUAAAGAUCCCAAUAAUAGUAUAAAGGCUGAUAAUAAGAUGAAUAAAAAUAAUGAUAUUGACAUUAUUGGUAUCUAUCAAGAAGCAUUUGAUAAAAAUAAUAUAAAUAUCAAUAUGGUUAAACCAUCAAACACAUUCCCAGAUUAUUUCCUACUAGAUGAUACAAAUUCUAACAAUAAUACAGCUUAUUCAAAAAAUGAAAAUAAUAAAAAUAUGUUUAUGGUGGGAAAAGAUAGUGCUUCAGUAGUUCCUAGUACUACUGAAGUUAUGACUAGUCAAAAGAGGAAAAAUAAUCUAAGUAGUAGAAGAAAUGCGAAUAAAAGACAAAAAAAGAAGAGUUUACAGAGAAAUGAAACAAAUAAUAUAAUUUCAAAUUAUAAUCCUAAUAUGAAUAUUAACUCACAGUCAAUCGAUUUCAAAAAAUUAAAUUAUAAAACGUAA